Molecule: messenger RNA, 2304 nt
Organism: Clunio marinus
Lineage: Eukaryota; Metazoa; Arthropoda; Insecta; Diptera; Chironomidae
Source: the annotation of a GenBank genome assembly
UAAUUCAAAUAAAUCAAAUAAUUUUAUUUGGAUAUUGAUAAUUUUGGUAGAAAAAUCUAGAAACAACAAUAUGGAGAGUGAGAAGUCCUCUAACCAAGAUGAAAGUGUGGGUAAAGAAGAAGAAAUUGAAAAUUCAGACGAAAAUGAAAGCAUACCAUCUUGUCCUUACAAAAAAAUCAAAUUGGAUGAUACUUUUGACAAUGGAAGUGCCGAAACCGUCACUGCAAUUGAGGGUCUUAAAGACAAUAGCUCAUGUGGUGACAAUGGAGGCAUUCAACAUGACACAAAUAUGGAAUGUGAAAUUUUAGAUGAGAAUGGGGAAGGAGAAUCAGAAAAUGGAGGUUCUGAUUCUGAAAAUGGAUUCGAAUCUGAUGGCGAAGAAAACUAUGAAGAGAUUGAGUCACUUCUCGAUCAAGCCUUACCGGAAGAGCUGAAGAACAAGAAAAAGAAUUAUGAAGAGAGAUUUAAGAUUGUUAUGGAAGAGAAAGGCAAAAAUCACUUUGAAGUUUUACCCGAAGGUUGGGUUCAAGUUACUCAUGACAGUGGAAUGCCUUUGUAUUUACAUCGUCAUUCGAGAGUUUGUUCCUUAUCUCGUCCUUAUUUUUUGGGUCCGGGUUCUGUUCGUAAGCAUGAGAUUCCUAUCAGUUCCAUUCCCUGUUUAAACUACCAAAGAGCUGUUGAAAAAGAAAAAGAAAUGAUUGAACAGCAGCGACUACUUAAAGAGCAACAAGAGAAAGAAACAGCAAGACUGGAAGCAGAGGCUACUCAAGUUCCAAGUGGUCUCAGUGCUAUGCUUAAUCUCAAUAAUAAAUCGAUUGAUCCAUCGCUACUUAAAAGUCUUCUUCCUCCAAUCCCAAAUGCAAAAGUCGAAACUGUGUCGGAAAAUCUCAAAACUCAUUCUUUGACACCUAAUCAGUUCACUGAAUAUUGCAAGAAAAAGUUUCAUUUUAAAACUAUUCGAGAUGGGACAAAGUUGAUAACAUUCCCAGUACUUAGCACUGAAACUCAAGAUCCAAACUCGUCAACGCCAACCACACAGAGUAGACCAAGAAGAGCUGAGUGGAUAAUGAAUCCAAAUGGAAAGUCUUUUGUUUGUAUCUUACAUGAAUAUGUUCAGCAUGCUUGGAAGAAACAACCUUCGUAUGAGUUUAAAGAGUUGGAAAAUUCUGCGACUCCUUAUUCAGCAACAGUUUCAAUCAACAAUCUUAAAUAUGGAACUGGUUAUGGAACAAGCAAGAAACAAGCAAAAAGUGAAGCAGCUCGUGAAACUUUGGAAGUUUUAAUUCCUGAAAUGCGUGAGAAGAUCAGUGGACUUGACAAGAAUCAGGGAACGUCAGGAAAUUCGGCGUCUAUCAACAAACAAUCAUCUCAGGAUCUUUCAGUUUUUGAUGAGAUUCGCAUUGAAGAUCCUCGUGUGCCUGAGUUUUGUCAGAAAACCACUGAGCCAAGCCCUCACAGCAUCUUGUUGACUUGCCUUCAAAGAAAUUACGGCUUUGGGAAUAUUCAAGUUAAGUAUGAAGUCAAUACAGCUAAACAUAAGAAAAAUGAGUUCACAAUGACAGUCGGAAGUCACACGACCAAAGUUUACUGCAAGAACAAACGUGAUGGGAAGCAGCGAGCAAGUCAAGCAAUUCUUCAGGUUCUUCAUCCUCACAUCAAUACUUGGGGAAGUCUAUUGAGACUUUAUGGCAAUCGCUCAGUUAAGAGUUUCAAGGAAAAGAAGCAAGAAGAACAAGAAAUCACAGUUCUUCAAAAUCAAGCCGUUCAAAACCAGCCAAACUAUGCCAUCUUAGAAAAACUUAAGACAGAAAUGAUCAAAUUAAAGGAGAUUAAAAACUCACAAGGAAAUGAAAGUAAAAUUAGUGAAAUGUCUUCGCUUUCCUCAACAAAUAUCUCAACGAUAUCUAAUCUUUAUUAAGAAAUUGUUUAAUAUUUCAUUUUGGUUUAAUAAUAAACAAGCAAAUUAUAAUUAUGAAGAAAAAGUUUUCAGUUAAAGUCAACAGCAAUCGAAUAAAGUGAAUAAUUCAAAUUCAUUUAUUUUUUCUUAAAUUAAAAUUAUCAUUUUAAUGAGAAGGAAUUUAGGAAUUUAGCCAAUGAAUAAAAUUCGACGAAGAUGAAAAUUAAAAAAAAAUAUGGCCAAACCUUAUUUCUUUCUUUAUCAGUCUCUUAUUAAUUUUAAAAUGAACGUCUCAACAGCUUGAAAAAUUAUUUUAAAAACUCAAUUACGAGGACGCAAAACUCUUUUUGGUGGCAAAACUCUUUUUGGUGCCACAUCAUCUUCAGAGUUGGGCGAUCCAAGAAUUU